Mangifera indica (mango) is the source of this 2584-nucleotide messenger RNA. Its product is annotated as zinc finger CCCH domain-containing protein 17. Gene Ontology annotation, molecular function: metal ion binding. The coding region runs from base 168 to 2378 and encodes 736 amino acids. Lineage: Eukaryota; Viridiplantae; Streptophyta; Magnoliopsida; Sapindales; Anacardiaceae. The transcript has 3 exons. The record is from RefSeq and is a predicted model, not a curated record.
CUUCCCUAUACCUUCUCUCUUUUCUCUUCUCCUCUCUACUGGCGGCUCCUCCUCUUCCCCUUCUCCUUCUUCUUUCUUAUAUUUUCUGAUUGUUUUUCCAAAUUUUUAUUUGGAUCUUUUUAGAGAUUUCAAUCACGAUUUUUUCAACCACGAAUCGACACACCGCCAUGGUCGCGGCAACUCAACAACAACAACAGCAGCAAUCGCAGCUGCAAGUGUCGCCUGAAGAAGAAGCCUUAAAGAGAAACACUGAUUGCGUUUACUUUCUUGCUUCUCCUUUAACCUGCAAAAAGGGGAGUGAAUGUGAGUAUCGCCACAGCGAAUAUGCUCGAGUUAACCCCAGGGAUUGUUAUUUCUGGUUGCAUGGUAAUUGCUUGAAUCCCAAGUGUGGGUUCCGGCAUCCGCCUCUUGAUGGCUUGUUAGGAACACAAACGGCACCCUCGACUGGAUCCACUUUCCCUUCAGCGCACUCAACUGCAGCUUCUGCAACGGCUGCAACACCUGUGACCCACACUUCUCACAAUCCAGGGAAACAAACAGUCCCAUGCAUUUUCUACCAGAAGGGGCUGUGCCUAAAAGGUGAUAGAUGUGCUUUUAUGCAUGGAACAACUCCUACAACUAAUAAAGUCUCGCAGCAGCCAGUAGCGGCCCCUGUUGCUGAACCUCCAUCAUCAAAGAAGGCUUUUAGUGCCCUUCAAAAGAGCACUCAGGAGCAGAAGGUUGCACUGGCAAAUGUCUCAAAGGCAAUUGCAGUACCUCCUGAAGGUAAGAAGCCUACUCCAAAAACUGAAAUUGCCUUACCUAGAACCACUGUAGGAAUUGAAAGGGAUGUACCACUGCCUUUGAUUGGUGAUGUUGAGUUUCCUCGCUAUAAAGCAAAAAAUGUACCUUCUCUCAUCAAUGGUAACUCUUCGAGCCGUUCUAGCCGUUUGCAUCAGGCUCAUGCAUCAGAUGAUCAAGUUUUUCAGCAUGGGAAGGACACUGAGGAGUUUCUGAGGGAGUCCUCUCCUGGGUUUGAUGUUCUUGUUGAUGACGAGCUCAGAGAUUCUAAUUAUUACCGUGAUGAAGAUCAAUAUGGCCGAACAAGAGGUCAUGAAGGAAGGAACUUGAAUUCUGUAAAUGAAUACGAGAUGAGUCACUCCAUUGAUUACAAUUCAAUGGCCGACAUUGACAGGGAAACAUUUCAUGAUGCUUGGGGCUAUGACAUUGACCGCACACAGGGGCAGUAUGCUUGGGACCAGCACAGAGGUUUGUCAGAUAGAGUGUUAGUGGGUUCAUCUCAUCUAGAAAGGAGUUACUCUAAGGCUGAGAGCCCUGAUCAAAUUGAUGAAUCAGAUCUCAGGUAUCGUUUGUCAAAGCAUAGGAGGGUUAAUGGAUUAAGAUCAGUUGUCAAUCUUGAUUAUUCUCCUGACAACAAGGUUGAAGAGCGAAGUCACCGGAAUUCUUCUCAAAGGGACUCACUCCAUUCAACCACUCAUGAGAGCUCUCUUGGCAGUCGCCUUCGUGGUAGAAUAAAGCUUCCCAGUAGAUCUCCAGUCGGUAGCAAUGGUUUGCACUCAGAAAGGGAAAUGGACAGGGGAAGGAAUAGGGGCCCUGUGUCACCUGGUAAGCUCCAUCAGGGGAGGCUCCGAGACAGAAUAAAAGGGAGGCUAGAAGAGGAUUACAAUAAUGUAGGAAGAAAUCUCCGGGGUCCCCGAAUGAGAAGAGAACUAAUGGAUGAUAAUAAUGCUGAUUUUUCUGGUCCAAAAAGUCUUGCAGAGCUGAAAACCGGGAAAAAUGAGGAGAGCAAGGAACAGCAAUUUCUUGGAAAGCGAAAAAGCUUUGAGAAUAAUCAACAAUUUGACGGUGAGCUUUCAUUUAAAGGGCCACUGCCCCUAAGUGAGAUUCUGAAGAGAAAAAGAAAAGCUGAAGGUACAGCUUCCAGUGGAACAAUGCCAUCAAUCACUGAGGAUGACAAUAACCAGAAAGAAAGCAAGGAAAAUAUUGUUGGUAGCUCCAGUAAUACUGCAGUAUCAGGAACAAAGCAAGUUGUUUCCACUGUAUUCAAAGAAGUAGCCAACAAUAAGGAUGAAUUGAAAUGUUCAAAAGCUGAUGCUUUUGGAGUGACUGAAGGGAAAAAUGAAACCAACCAGGAUGAGCCUCCCCAGUUAAAUAAAGGAAGUGAGCUUGAGCCUCAAGAAGGGAUGAUUGGCGAUGAAGCAAUGGAAGAUCAUGAGCUUGAAGCCGAUGGUCAGAGGGAUGGGGAAUAUGAAUAUGAGCAGGUUGAUGAAGGAGAAUAUAAUUAUGAAGAAGGUGAAAAUGCAGAGGCAGAAGAUGAAUAUUUAGAUGAUGAAGAUGGAGAUGACUUUGCUAAGAAGAUAGGAGUUAUGUUCUCUUGAAGAAUGUGGGAGGACAUAUCUGGUUUUUAGUAUUAUUUGUGGUUUUUGGAGAACCGUUGAAGUUGAUAAUGUUGGAUUUUAUUCAACUGGUUAGAUGAUGUUAUGAAAUUUAUCUAUAGAAGAGUAGGGAUAUUAAGUUUUGUUCUUUGUAUGAAUUGAAACAUUUUCAUUGUAUUUAUAACUGAUUGGAUAAGGAAUUUUCUCAA